AUGGGGUAUUUUGUGGACACUAAAAACACUAGUAACGCAAAAGCUUUCACUAAGGAAGAAGAUUCCGUCCACCAGCGCCUUCUUCGCGCCAUGUCUGACCAGGACAAAUUGCUACUACUUAAUGGAGCUUCCAUGUCAGUACCAGAUGCCCAAAGCGAGCUAUCAAAAAGGAAGAAAUACGACCCAGACGCCAAGGUCCAGUGUACUAGGUGUCGAGAUGCAUUGUUUCGUUCCAAGUUUGUCCCCGACCAGUAUAAAGUGGACUCAGUGUCUGAAGUUAUGGAGAACAUUCCUCCUCAUGCCAAUUUGGUGUAUGUUGUUAGUGCAAUGGAUUUCCCCAUGUCUAUCAAUGAAGAUGUGUUCAAAUACCGUGGGGCUAGUACCAUGAAGUUUGUUGUGACCAAACUGGAUCUUUUUUUCGCUAAUAAAGCCAUGGCUGCCAAAUAUGGUCUCCAGUUUUUCCACGAUUACUUCUGGAGAACAUAUAAGGUACCGCCAGAGAAUGUCUUUUGCGUUUCUGGCGCCGUGGACUGGCACACAGAGAGGUUGUAUCAAGCUGUUCAAGAUAAUCUGUUCUUCAUUGGCUGUGUUAAUAGUGGUAAGUCUACGUUGAUUCUGGCCCUCUUACAUAUUGCCCAGCAGAACCGGCAGAAGCUCCCAAAUGCUCGGAGAGACCGAAUGGCGCAAAGAUUGGAUGACAUGGCCAUCUCUAAUAGUAAACCUACCACUCGCCAGGCUCUUGCCAAACACAAUUUGGCAGCCAUCAACACUUUCAAAAAACUUCAUGGUCCGGGUACUUCGUACAUGCCAGGAUUCACACGAGGCAACCUUCCAUUUGAGCUUUCUCGAAACAUGACCAUUUACGAUGUUCCUGGGUUUGCUUCUUCGAAAGCGUCCCAACUCUACGAGUUUAUGCAUGCCAAUGCCAUCAAGUCCAUUCAGAAGGGCCAGAAAAUGCACAAGAAGGGCACAUACAAGUCACACUACGAAACUGCCAGGGGGGGGCAGGUUGUGACGGUUGGAGGACUCUUUUUUCUCCAGGUUCCGCAAAAUGUCAUGUUACAGGUCCGGAAUGUCGUAAAUCACAAGAUGCAUAUUUUUAAGAACAUGGAGAAGGCACUCCAACUUUGGAACGAUCCACAUUCCAACCCGGCCCUUCGUGACGUGUUUGCGGUGGAUUCUUCGAAAACUCAAUUGGUCAAGUACAUUAUUCCAUCGUUCUACGGUAGUGUGGACCUAGUGAUCCGGUCGGUCGGAUACAUCACCAUGACACCAACCGGCAAGUUCAAUGCCCAUCAGCCGUUUACGGUGUAUUUGCCGGAAGGACUCGAGGCUAUCAUUCGCCAGCCUAUUACGCGAUACAUUACGAGGACUUUGGCAGGUCGAGAUGCACAGGGGAAUGUUCUAAAGAAGGAAAAUUGGAGGGAGAAGAGCGUGACAGAAGUGAAACGGUAUACUGGCAAAAGCCCGUUUGUGAGCCGUCUAAUUCCAGGUGAGGGUCCAGGCAACGACGCCGAGAUUAUGCAGAAAUAUGUGCAACAAGUGAAGGGCCACGCGGUUUCUCAUGCGACAGUUUCCGACGAAAACCAAUAUACUAAUUGGGUGUAA
This is a messenger RNA of Sungouiella intermedia, 1608 nucleotides long. NCBI's taxonomy places the organism in Eukaryota, Fungi, Ascomycota, Pichiomycetes, Serinales, Metschnikowiaceae. The record is from the annotation of a GenBank genome assembly.